Molecule: messenger RNA, 10874 nt
Organism: Mus caroli (Ryukyu mouse)
Lineage: Eukaryota; Metazoa; Chordata; Mammalia; Rodentia; Muridae
Gene: Csrnp3
Product: cysteine and serine rich nuclear protein 3
Biological process (GO): regulation of transcription by RNA polymerase II
Cellular component (GO): nucleus
Molecular function (GO): sequence-specific DNA binding; DNA-binding transcription factor activity, RNA polymerase II-specific
Source: RefSeq, a predicted model, not a curated record
AUUGGCCUUCCACACGUAUUUAAAUGAAGUAUUUGACUAUUUGGGUUUCCUUGGUUACCAGAGUCGCUGCAGACAGCUUCUUAUGGUGGGGGAGGCCGUAAACAAGUAACGCAAGACUGAAACAACCGCUAAAAUCUUUUAUCCGUUAAUGGACAUAGCGGGUGCGAUGUUGACAGCCUGGUGAAGCAUGCCCACUCCCCACUGCGGGUCCGGGUGCUCCAGGAUGCAGGUACCCUGGGCAAACCGCAGCUCCACAAUUCCUUACCCAGCAUUCCGCUUUGGCUGCUGGAGCACUGCCUGAACCUUAUGCAAAUGAGAGCAGCACAGGCUUUGACUGCAGAAGAGGAGGGGGCAGAAGGGAGUUCAUAGGUCACGGGGCUGGCUGUAAGCUGGAUCAGUUCCCUGAAAAAGAAAAAAAAAAAUGUAUCCUGGGCUUCUGCAGCCGUGUUUUGCAGCAGUUAAAGGAAGUGUGCUUUAUUUCUGAAGAUUUUACAGCGUGUGCCGUGUGCCGUAGUCAUUUAAAGUGCAUGCAGGUACAUGUGACAACGCCGCAGCUAUGAGUGGAAUUUUAAAGAGGAAGUUCGAAGAUGUGGACGCCUCCUCACCCUGCUCCUCUGCUCGGGAAUCGGAUGAUGAAGUCUCCAGCAGCGAAAGUGCUGACAGUGGGGAUAGCGUCAAUCCAUCCACCUCAAAUCACUUCACCCCUUCCUCCAUCCUGAAAAGGGAGAAACGGCUGAGGACGAAGAAUGUGCACUUCAGCUGUGUCACCGUGUACUACUUCACCAGGAGGCAGGGCUUCACUAGUGUGCCCAGCCAGGGUGGCAGCACUUUGGGGAUGUCCAGUCGCCACAACAGCGUGCGCCAGUACACCCUGGGCGAGUUUGCGCGAGAGCAGGAGCGCCUGCACCGGGAGAUGCUGAGAGAACACCUCCGGGAGGAGAAACUCAACUCUCUCAAACUAAAGAUGACUAAGAAUGGCACUGUAGAGUCUGAGGAAGCUAGCACCCUGACCGUGGAUGACAUUUCCGAUGACGAUAUUGAUCUAGACAACACAGAAGUGGAUGAAUACUUCUUCCUACAACCCCUGCCCACAAAAAAGCGGAGAGCUCUGCUGCGAGCCUCGGGGGUGAAGAAGAUCGACGUUGAAGAGAAGCACGAACUGCGGGCCAUCCGCCUUUCUCGGGAGGACUGUGGCUGUGACUGCAGAGUGUUCUGUGAUCCAGAAACCUGUACCUGCAGCCUGGCAGGCAUUAAAUGUCAGGUGGAUCGUAUGUCUUUCCCAUGUGGCUGCACUAAAGAAGGCUGUAGUAACACAGCAGGUAGAAUUGAAUUCAAUCCUAUCCGUGUCCGGACUCAUUUUUUGCACACAAUAAUGAAACUUGAACUGGAGAAGAACCGAGAGCAACAAACCCCCACGCUGAACGGCUGCCACGGGGAGAUAAGCACCCAUGGUCCUUCCAUGGGCCCUGUCGCUCACUCUGUAGAAUAUUCUAUCGCAGACAAUUUCGAGAUUGAAACCGAACCCCAGGCUGCUGUGCUGCACCUGCAGGAGGAACUGGACUGCCAAGGAGAUGAGGAGGAAGAGGAGGAGGACGGAAGCAGUUUCUGCAGUGGAGCCACUGACUCUAGCACCCAAAGCCUGGCUCCCAGUGAAUCGGAUGAGGAAGAGGAGGAGGAGGAGGAGGAAGAAGAGGAGGAGGAGGAAGAUGACGAUGAUGACAAGGGAGAUGGCUUUGUAGAAGGGCUCGGAGCCCAUACAGAAGUCGUCCCCCUUCCGUCUGUCCUUUGUUACUCUGAUGGCACCGCAGUUCAUGAAAGCCACACAAAAAAUGCUUCAUUUUACGCUAGCUCUUCAACUCUCUACUACCAAAUAGAUAGUCACAUCCCAGGAACUCCUAGCCAGCUCUCUGACAACUACUCUGAAAGAGAUACUGUCAAAAACGGUGCCCUUUCGCUGGUGCCUUACGCCAUGACCCCAGAGAGGUUUGUUGACUACGCCAGGCAAGCAGAAGAGGCCUAUGGAGCCUCUCACUACCCAGCUGCCAAUCCGUCUGUCAUCGUUUGCUGCCCCACCUCUGAAAACGAUAGUGGGGUGCCCUGUAGCCCCUUGUAUCCUGAACACAGGUCCAAUCUUCCCCAAGUGGAGUUUCACUCAUACUUGAAAGGCCCUACCCAGGAAGGGUUUGUCUCCACAUUGAAUGGCGACAGCCACAUUUCAGAGCAUCCUGCAGAAAAUCCUUUGAGCCUUGCAGAAAAGAGCAGAUUGCAUGAAGACUGCAUUCAGUCUCCCGUGGUGGAAACGGUCCCCGUUUAGUUGCUUAAAUUAUUCUAUUACAGGACCAAAUCUUCUAUUUAAGGCACUGUAUUGCCUUUGCUGGGCUCAUCGUUGUUUAAACCUGAAGGCCAAGAAUUAUGUGGACUAUGAUUAAUCUUCCAGACAGUAUUUCCUUCCUUCCUUUCUAGCUUCCCAACUGUGGCGUGGCACAAAUACAGUCGCUAUGGGGAUUUUAAACGAUUUUGAACUGUUUUGAUAGAAAAAUGCUAAAUUUAAAAAAAAAAUGCAUAUCUCACAGUUGCCUACCUGUCAAACUGUGUGAAACCUGCCAAGCUAUGCAGAUCAUAGCUCCAAGUUUUAGAUUAUCGGGCCUGUGCAAAAUUGUUAACUAAGACUAGAAAACAAGCAGAUUUAGAGUCCUAAUUUUUCGAUAUAUCUGAAGAUGAUGGUGACUUUUUAAUGUAAAAGUAAUUAUUGUAAGAAAAAAAAGAUUGAAUCGUUUUCUUGUGUAUUUUAUUUAUGGUAGUUUAGAAGUCAUGCUUUGAAGAAAAUGAACAGCAUGUUCAUUGAAGCUGAAGACGUGUUAGCUAGCACCACAGAGCAUGCCCAGACAAUUGCAUCUGGAAUCCACCCACAUUUUUACGAUCAUGACUGAGCAGAUUUGCAAAUACUUUCUUAAGGAUGAAAUAGGCCUAUUUUUGCUAUUUGGGACAAAUGAGUCUAUAUGUGCAGGUCCUUAUGCAGUUUUCUCUCACGUUAAGAGUUAGGACAAUCCUCUGGCGAGGGUCUAGUCCUCCGCUCUCCCUCAGCUGAGAUAGACGGAAUUGCCUUUCCUUUGUUAAACAGUGUCAUCUUGUUUAUUAGCUUGGACAGCACCUUUAAACUCAACUCCCUCCUUCAGAAUGCACUUUAGUGCCCCUUCACGGUACCUCGUGUGGGAUGGGGUCUCAGAAGGCUUUGAAAUAAUUUUUUUUUUAAUUAUUAAAAAGUAACUAAGGUUUAUACAAUAGAGAGAGGAUUCUUCCAAUGGCAUGAGGGAGAAUGACUUGUUUCUUGUUUUCCUUCACCGCUACUAGGACCUAACUCAAUCCUUACAGCAAGAAGUCUGGGGGUGGGGGGUGGGGAGGGCAGAGCCUCAGCACCCCGUCUACACCUCGAUCACCCCCGUCUCUACAAAAGCAAAAAUGUGUAAUGAGAUUUCCACUUAAUGGCUAGCUGAUUCAAGGCAGGUCGGGGCUCACUGACUCGUUAGGCUUCGUUUUCUGGAGCUUUUUUUUUUUUUAAAUAUGUCUUGCCUGGGGUAGUCAGCAGCACAGCCCAGAAUGCAUUGCGAAGGCAGCCACCUCAACCUUCUCUUCCUUAGUAAAGAGAAUGGAUAGAAAGGAGACACGUCCCCGCCUGCCUGCUUCGAGCCUCACCUCGGAGGACUUGGAGCAACUUCUUUCCCAUCAGCUUAAGCAGCCAUAGAACGAGUGUUACGGUUUCCCCCGAUGCAGUUAUUCUGCUCAAUCUGUUUUCCAGUUUUGACAUUGUAUUGUGACAUCAUUUCUCAUACCUUUUGGCUAUUUAAAACGUAGACACGUAGUAAUGGCGUCUUCUAAGUUUUUUAUGCCUCCUUGAUGUGGGCAUUUGAAUAACUUUCAGAUUUCAGUUCCUUACAGAAUACUAUUUGAUCUGACCAGGCUUGAAUGUGCUUCAGAGUCCUCUGGUGAGAAGCCGCUACUUAAACUCCAUGUGGGGAAAGUACGUUCGCUUGUGGAGUUGUUUCUUCUCUAAGCCACCUCAAGACUAAAUCAACACUAAUUUUUACUACCAUUAAAAGGACUUUGGGUUUGUCAUGCUAUUGAAAGCAGUAAUGGGGGCUGACUACUCCUUUUGGUUGACCGGUGGGGCUAAUCUGGUGGGAAUUUACUCAGACUGUGGUAAUAUGUCCAGAGUUCUCUGCAGCGUUGCCAUCAGUAGCGUUUGAUUUCCAGUUAGGCUGCCUCCUGCCCACACAAUCUAAAGGGCAGGCGCUCAGAGAAGAAAUGACAAAAAGCUAGUGUUCCUUCGUUCAAGUUGAUGAAAGAAUUCUGUGUUCCAUAUUUGCUGAGCCAUUCCAACCUCUGGAAGUAUCUCCUGGUGAGACACUCGCAGGCUAUUCUUGGAACAGAGUGUGGGGCGGCCCAGGGUGAUCCUGACUAGGGUAGAGUUGAUUUGGUGAAUGACAGUCCACUUCCUGGAUCCUCAGAGAUGUUUCUUUCGGUCCAGCUUUAUUUUCACAAAGUUUGGAGCAUUUUGGUAUCUCAUCUGGUUUCCCUUUUGUAGUCCUCGCUUUUCAGAAACAGAGCUUUCUUUCUUCCUUUCUCUAUUCAAGUGAGAUAAAAAGUUUCACUCUGCUAAAGAUAAUUACCUUUCUAAGCAUGAAAGCCGACAUGCCAAGUUUUCACACCCCUAAGUAGACAUCCCUCAUGAAUCAGAAUCGCUACAGGCCAUCUAUUUUAGCAACAAUAGCAAAUCAAACCCUACUUGCCUUAUCUUUAUUAGACACACACAAACACAGAAUACACAUACAACAUCCUCUAGAGAGGGGCAGAUUGUGGGCAGUAGGUAGUAAUGAAUACUGGAUAGUUAGUUCCUAAAGUACAAUCAGGUUCUGCUUUGCCUAAAACCAUAAAGAGAAGAGAAUUUUGAGAGCAAUUGGUUGAAAGUAUUCAGUUAAAGUUACAAAUAAUAUUAAUGAGGAAUUAUUUCAUUGUGACUUCCUUUCCCAGAAGGAACAGAACAGAGAGCGCAAUGGUUAUUCUGGCUUGUUCUUUCUGCUAAUAGGCCUAGUCAAUAGAGCAACCCAAGUGCCAGGCAAGUUCCAGGCAAGUGCCUCAGUCAUGAUUGCUUUUCGAGGGGAGAGGAGCACUUAUACCAGGUUGAGACACUUUAAAUCUUUGUACCAAGGGACAAUGAUUUGACCUGCAGCUGUUGUGUUACUUCUGUUAGUAUAUCUAACCAAAUUAGAGUCUCUCUUUGCACACAGUUCCCAAGUCAAGCACUAUCAACUGCAAGGCCCAGUGUUCCAGACCUAACCUAAAUAGUUUAAAGAUUUGAUUACCAGCUAUACUAGCCAAGUAUAGCUGGCCAGUCAUGUGGCCUGAGCAGCCUCACUCCCCUUUAAAUUUUUUUUUUUAAUUUUUCAUUGGUAGAAAGAAAUAAAGAAUAUUUUAAGUCCCUCCCCUGAUCUAUUGAUCAUCCAAUAUUGAAAUGUGUGUAAAAUCCAAUUGUCUCUUUUCUUUUGGUAGAUUGAAUAAUGGACUAUUUGAAAGCCAGUCUGGUGAUAGAAUUAUGUUUUUCUGCCCAUGUCAUGCCAACCACAUGUAAAAUAUCUAACAUUUGCUCAAGGGAGGAAAUCCUGAUAAUCACAUGGCCCAGCAGGACCACCUUCUUCUGCUCACUCCUACAAAGCAGUGCCAGUUAUAGCAACUUGACACAAUUCUCAAGGAUGCUGAGGUUGUAUCCAUUAUAUUCUAAGCAAAAUUAUGACUUAGAUUUUAUUAGACAAGAUUACCAUGAUUUAUUUUUGUAAUAGAUACCUCAAUUUUUUUUUAUUGCUGCCUUGUACAAGUUCUUAAUGACUUGGCAUUGAUAUUCAGAAUGUGUUAGCUAUGCACUUUUUCUUUUCACCAAUAUUUAUUGAUUACCACCUAUGUUAUAACAGCUGACCUGGUAGCAAAAAGAGCAGGGGACUCCCAUAUUUGUAAGGGUGGGGACAAGGAAUGGUGACAUGAGAUGAUCCUGGAAUCCUCCAUGUCCUGUUGGAAGCACUGUCACCCAUUCUUCUUAUGCUGUACAACCUGCAUCUAAAUGGUGCUGAUUUCCCUACAUUGAUUGAACUUACUACAUCCCCCUGAAGCUUAGGAAAUACGUUUGGAUUCAGGGAAAAGAUGUUCAGAAAAAUUGCUUAUUGGAUGCAGCACUAUCUAGGAAAAUGUCGAAUGUAUGCCAGUAAAACUUCCACCAGUUUUGGGAGGAGAGUUAAUUAAUUCAGAACCCAAAGAACUUCAGAAGCAGAGAGGGACAUGACCCUCUUACUCAUUUUAUAAAACAGCUAGUAAGAUGGCAAAACCCUGUGCACAAAGGCACUGACUGAAAGAAAACAGAAAAUGAGGGAGGUUAUUGGUGACCCCUUUCUUUAGCUGUAGUAACAAUCCAGUGACAGUUUACAGUCAUUCUAGUUGACAUAUGAAAUGCCAAGUGUAAAUGGAAAGCACCUCUAUGCUUGCAAGGUCAAAGUGACUCUAAUUUGAAAUUGUAACUAUUGUAUUGUUCCCAUGACCAACACCUGAAGUGCAAGUCUUGUGUACGUUUGCUACCAAUACGAACUUGAAGUUUCUUAUUACAUCAUUUUCCAAGAAUUACGAGCGUGUGGCAGAGUCAUUUAGAUGUUACAGCUUUGUGCCCACAGUUCUGCUCAUCGGACAUUUUCUGUAGCAUGGCUGUGUGUUACUAAACAGCACAGCAUCUUCCUCUUUCGUUGCUCAUCAGAAACAAAAACCUAGAAGCUGAGUACUUCCUGGGUUUUCUCUAGUGGUCAGUAGUAGCAUUAGUCUUCACUGUAUGCUGUCUUGCCUGCCUUGGUUAUUUCCAUUCUGCCAGCUAAAUCAGAAGAAGGGGAGUUGGGAGAGGAGGAACAAACUUCAGAGCCUAAACCAUAUACCUUUUCAGUUCAUUGACUGUGGGUAGAGUUUUCUUUUAAUGGCCUUAAUAGAGCAGCUGGAAGUUCAGUACAUGCAGAUAGUUCUUACACAUGGGAAAAGAAAUCACUCCAAAGAUUUAUGACCUGUGGGUUACUGUUUUCCUUUCUUGCAAUUAGCUUUUCACUAGACAGGACCACUGCUUUGUAUCUGACCCUUCAUGCUUGCUUACAUUUCAAGAAAAGACAUUUCUAUUGUUAUUUGAUUUCAUCUUUCACAAAAGCAACCAACCUUAUAAAGAGGGAUGAUCGAUGUUGUUCUAGACAGCAUUUGUCCAAGGCAGCUUUGCUGUGAUUCCUCCAUCUAUCUCAUUAGCAUACUGAUAGUAAAGUCAGUUCAAAUUAGAAACUUUGCCACAUGUGCAAGGCCAUCUAAGCAUCUUUAAGGAUAAUGUAUAUUGAUUAGAAAGGGCUAUAAGGUGAGAAAUGGAAUAGAAAUCAGCCUUGCUUUUGUCAAAACUGAUUUAGAUGGCUUUCCUGAUUUUUAGUUGUAACUUUAAAAUAUGUCCAUAGUUAAAUGUCUUGUUUCUUCUUUUUAACUCUUUUCCAAUAUUUUUUAUCUGGCUUAGAAUAAACCUAAAAAUUAUUUAUGGAGUACUUGGAAUAAAACUGAACUUUAGGAAGUCUCUUUACAAUGUAUCUAGAAAAUUCUAUCCGGACUAUGAUUGCUCACGCUCCUCUCAUGUGCCCUGGGGUAGAUUGUUAUUUCUGUGUCAUAGAAAUAUCAAAAGGCAAUUUGUAGCACAUUUUAUCCAAUAUUGCUUUGUCCUCUUUUCCUGUUGGUCAUCAAUCUUUCUCUCUUUUCUUAAAAAUACCAUCCAUAUUAAAAACUAAUUUGAAGAACUGUGUGAAUUAUAGACGUUUAUUUAAUUAUGAAGAAAACAAAGUGCUCAGUUUUAAAUCUAAAUUCCCCUAAAGAGGGAAAAAAUAGCUAAAGUUAGGGUAUAAAUUGUUACCCAUUUAAAAAUUAAGUAUUUAUACUUGAAGGAUGUAAUGUUACCUAAAUGAUAUCUGGACUUGAUAGAUUUUUAAAUUUUAAUAGCUACAAAUGUCAUUUUUAAAUUAUAACUAAUCACAGUCCACAGCUAGGCUAUGUCAUGUCCAACAGGUGACUUGGAACAGCUUAAUCUCCUUAAAGCUAUUCACAGAGACCAACCAAGCAUGAAUAAUGGAAGGCUUGAGAUUUCUCUGUAUUCUUCAGAUUGUAUAGGCCCGAGCCUAAGAGAGAUCUCCAGAGGUCGCACGGCUCGUUCAUCUACCUCUGGGGAGGACUGUCAGUCAGGCAUAUCCAACAACACAGAUACCCAUUUAUUCUCGACUCCUCUAGGGAAGAUGGUUUCCUUGGCAACAGAAUCCAGCUCUUUCAGGUUUUCUCACAAUAAGAACAUAUCUUGGCCUGUGUUUGUGGAAGAGGCACCUGGCAACAGUCGUGGUGAUUUGGACAAUUGUGCUGGAAGACUGUAGAGGUUGGGUACCCCUUCAUUUGCUGAUUACUGCAUAAGGCAAUUCUCUAAAUGUCUUAAGAAAGCAAAUCUGAAAAGAGAAUGUAGGUACUUGGAUACUUCGUAAUGUAACCUGCUUUGGGAAAAUAAAGGCACUAGGCAGUUUUUAUUCAUUUAUAUUAACUUUUUAAAAUUACUGUCAUGUUAGGGGGAUGAUUAUUUUAUAUCCCAGUCACUAAUGUCAGGACUAGAGUCAAGUGACUUGACUUUUUUUCCUCGAGACAGGGUUUCUCUGUGUAGCCCUGGCUGUCCUGGAACUCACUUUGUAGACCAGGCUGGCCUCGAACUCAGAAACCCUUCAAUUCUCUGAGAAGUUACAAUUUUAAAACAAAAAGGCUGGUUUUUUUUCUAUGUGCUUACUUGUGAGCAAGUACCUUCUUGGUAACCUUCUUUUAGUGUAAGUAACAAAUGAGAAUCUAGACUUCUCCUCCUGGAAAUGUGAUUGAAGAAUCUAAUAGGGAGUAAAAUGACUCCAAAGAAUCACUGGGCCACCAUUUGGUCCUAGCCUGUGUAUGAGGUUGUUGUGUAAACAAUAACUGCUUACAUUCUCAAAGAUCAGUGAUUUUUUUUUUUGUUUUAGGUGAUUUAAAAUGUGUCAUCUUGACAAGGCCUGAAAACUAAAAGAGUUCUAGAAAGGGGUGAUGUUUGUUUUCUUUUUUUCCCUUGGUGAAAUCACUUGACCGGGAUACUUCCUGCAAGCUUUCAGAGCAUUUUCUGUUUGCUGCAACUCUGACACAGCAAGAACAGGAGCUAAGGACCACCCUGGGAGUCAGCGUUUCCUCUCUCCAUGGCUCUUGCCCAAUCUCAAUAAUGGCUGCUUUUCCCCACCUGGGUGCUUGAGUGACAUGACAGCCACAUGAACGUACUUUGUCCUCAUGAGUAACACUACAUGGAAGUGACCCAGUGACACUUUCAGUUAAAAAAGAAAAAAAGAAAAAAGAAAAAAAAAAAAAAAGAAAACGUUUCUCUAGAAUGCUAAUGUAAUGAAUGGUGAAUCAAAUUUGGCUUAUGUUUGAAUUGACUCUAGGCACCUCAACAGAAAGAAGUCUGAGGCAUAGUUUGUGAAACAUGUUUCAAAUGUGUUUGAUGAUGUAUAAUAAAUGCUAGACAAUACAGUGCAGACAUAGUAAAAGAAGACCCCGAACCUGUAGAUUACAACUCGGUUCCUAAGAAUUCAGCCUUUGUUGCGUCUUUGUAAUGUUCCUCUGCCUUCUCCUUAGUUUAUUGCAUUUUGGUGUAAUCACCCCUUAAGAUAGAGCUAUGAAUACAGUAUGUACUGGUUCUUGCCUCUUCGUGCAGAAAAGGCAUUUUGUUCUUUCCGUGUGUUUCCCUCAGUGUCUGUCACAGGGUAUAUAAAUUUGAUAGGGAAGGCCAUUUGGCAUUGGUCAACAAAACACUUGGCACAUUUCAAUUCCAUACAUUCCAUUGGUUGCAUAGGUAAAUGUCACCCUUUGCAGUGUCUUUGUCUCAAUCACAGUCUUAGACAUCAACCGCGCCUCCACCUGCAAGCUGCCAUAGGAACUUGGUACGUUUGAAAACCCUUGUAAGAUGCAGUGAGCUGGUAGAUCAUGUGAUCCUGAGGACUCAUUCAUCCUUCUCUGUGGAAGCACUCAUGCAUUAGGAAUGCUCCCUUAAACAAGGGCAGUCUUCUGAGGCAAUUGUUUUAGGUGUUUGCAUUUUGGCCUGUUGGAAGCUGGCGGGGGUAGUGGGAAUUGCAUCACCAAAAACUCAGAAAAGCCACAGUAUGGUAAAGUACACUUUAACAUUGAUUGAUUUGUAUCUUUCAACUGAUUUAUAUUGUUACUUUUACCCGAUAGGUUUUCGAUUGAUAUUUCAUUACUGUUAUGUGCACUCUGAUGACUUGUCAAAUUGAAAGGGAAGAAAAUCAAACCACAAUCCAUACACUCAUUUUUAUACCAUGAUGUCAUGUUGUAUGUCACAGUUUGCUAGCCUGCUUUCUCUUGUGUACAAGUUAUGACAUCAAAGAUGCCAAAGGGGAUAUGAAAUAAGCUACAAUGAUAUUCCACAGAAUUUAACCUGGACCUUAUGUUGUAAUUAUUUAUACAUUCAUAUUAGCUGUAGUCUUCUGUAUUUAUAUUUUCAGUAUUUAUUAUGAAUGACAUGGAGAUUCCUGUAUUUAUUGUGGCUUUCUGUUGCAGUGUGUGUAUGUAUGUAUGUGUGUGUGUAUAUAUAUAUAUAUAUAUAUAUAUAUAUAUACAUACAUAUAUAUACAUAUAUACAUCACAAAUAAGCAUUUUAAGUCUGAUCUUUAAGUUUAUUAGUGGCACUUGUAUUGUGCUGUACUUUUUAUUAUAUAUUGUACAAUAGCUUGUCCAUUUGUUUGCAACAGAGUAAAACUGGUUUCUAAGUUGUA